GGGAAGUGGCCGUCCCGAUGGCAUCAGAAGUGAACGGGCAUCCAUCUUCGUCAGAAAACGGCGUUGGAGGCGGCGGCGAGGUAUAUCUGGUGACGGGAGGGAGCGGGCUGCUGGGCCAGGCGCUCAAACGGGUCGUCGAGGCCAGCGAGGGUGGCGCAGCAAAGGGCAGCAGCAAGUGGGUAUUCCUGUCGAGCAAAGAUGCCGACCUGCGGUGCGCGAAAGAUCUGGCGAAAGAGAUGAGAUGAGAUGAGAUGAGAAGGAAUGUCAUCCACUGUUCUCUGUGUGUAUGUGUGUGCAGAGACUAUGAGUCGUCUCGUCGUUUGUUCGACAAGCAUCGACCGACGCAUGUGGUGCAUCUGGCCGCCAAGGUUGGCGGCCUUUUCGCAAACAUGGCAGACCAGGUCAGUGAGGUCAACCAAUCAACUCAGCUCCACGCCAACCUUGCACAGGCUUGUGGUUGCCAUGUGUGUGUGCCAGGUGGGGUUCUUCCGGCAGAACAUGCAGAUGAAUGACAACAUCGUCUCACUCUGUCAUGACUACAAAGUUAGCACACACGCACAAACAAACAGAUAUCCAUCCCGUUAUGGACGGGCGGAUCGAUGGAUGGAUUGCGUGUUGUGUGUGUCGUGUCGUGUCGUGUCAGGUGAAGCGUGCUAUCUUCUGCCUGUCGACGUGCGUCUUCCCGCCAUCAGCGCCCAUGCCGCUCACCGAGGACUCGCUGCAGUCAGCACAGCACAGCACAGCACACACAGAGGGCUGGGUGUGGCAUGUGAUGGAUGUGAAGGAUGGGUGGUGUGCGUGUGGUUGACUGACUUGUGACUCAGUUCCGCCCCUCCCCACCCGUCCAAUGAGGGCUAUGCCAAUGCCAAACGGAUGCUCGAGUGCCUCGCCAGGUCACACACAAAGAAAGAUAAACACACCUGCCUGACUGCCUGCCACUUCCUCUCACACACGUGUUGCUGUGUUGCAGAUAUUACCGUCAGCAGUACAAUGACGAAUUCGUCUGCAUCAUCCCCACCAACCUAUACGGACCCAACGACAACUUCAACCUCGAGGUGGCUGGGCCUCAUGGCACUUAACGCCACGGGCGCUUAAGCCACCGCAUGUUGUGUGUGUGUGCCGUGUGCCGUGUGUGUGUGUGUAUGUAGGAGGCGCAUGUGAUCCCUGCGUUGAUCCACAAGUGUUACCUGGCGCAGCAGGACAACCAGCCGUUCGUCGUGAGCGGAUCGGGCAAACCGCUGCGGCAGUUCCUGUACUCGGACGACUGUGCGGUGAGGGAGCCCAUCCUUAGACACACAGUGACGGAGAGAUGGUUCCUUUCGUGUGUGUCGUGUGUGCAGCGGAUCAUUUACGAGCUGCUGCGCACAAGUUCCGAGAAACUCACCUUCAACUCCAUGAUGUGUGUCGGGGACACCGGUACGUCUGUCUGUCUGCAUGGGCAUGGCGCACGCACACCACGGACGGACACGGCAACAUGGGCAGCUCAGCUGUUUGUCUGUCUGUCUGUCUGUCUGUGUGUCUGCCACACACUUGUCCAUCAGAGCAUUCGAUCAAGCAGGUGGCUGACGCCAUCGUGUCGGCCAUGGAGUUCAAGGGCGAGGUCAAGGUGAGCAAAGCGAUACAACAGCAUCGAUUACACGGGCGGGCGGGCGGGCGGGCGGGUAUCCUCCACAUCAUCCUUUGUGUGUCUCCGUCCCUCACUCCCUCUCAGUACGACACGUCAAAAGCAGACGGCGUCUACAAGAAGGUACCUAGAAGCGGACCUGCCUACCUAACGAAAGAAAGACCGAGUCUGGACCCUUUUCUUCAUGUAUUUAUUUGUCUGUGUGUGAUUGGUGUGUCGGUCGGUCAAUCAGACUGCGUCCAACGCUAUCCUGCGGGGGUUCAUGCCCAAGGACUUCACACCCAUCCCGCUCGAGGAAGGUGCGCAACCGAUAGACAGACGGCAAUAUCAUAUGAUGGCCGGAGGGAUGGGCACGCCGACCGGAACCACCUGUGUGUGUGUCGUGUGUGUCAUGGCUGCUGUCUCUCUCAGGCAUCCGCCGGGCAGUGGUGUGGUUCAAGGACAACUUCGACAAGGCCAGGAGGUAGAGACGGUGGAUGGAUGGAUGGAUGGACGGAAGAAUUCAGUCUCUCCCUACGGUCCGGCCCACGUGUGAUUAGCCUCUCUGUGUGUAGCUUAGCUCCGGCCAGCCGGCCCGGCCUAGUAGUGGUGGAGUGUGUGUGCACGUGUGCCAUGCAGCAAUUACAAGGGAAAGGGAGAUGCCUAGCUAGGCAGAUAGAUAGGGCUGCCAGGGAGUAGGGAGGGAGGGAGAGAGGAUGGCUCACCUAUGCGUUAGUUUAUCGGUAUCGCUCACUGACUGACUGACACGUGAGUAGAGAGAGGACCGACAGACAGACGAUGGCUGCCGGUGGACUGGACACCACGAGAGAACAAAUGAGUCAGUCAACCUCUAGCACGGGCCACACAGAC
Messenger RNA from Vitrella brassicaformis, 2473 nucleotides. The record is from the annotation of a GenBank genome assembly. Lineage: Eukaryota; Vitrellaceae.